This is a messenger RNA of Dinoponera quadriceps, 2108 nucleotides long. Its product is annotated as zinc finger protein draculin-like. The coding region runs from base 1 to 2019 and encodes 672 amino acids. The transcript is spliced from 7 exons. The record is from RefSeq and is a predicted model, not a curated record. Lineage: Eukaryota; Metazoa; Arthropoda; Insecta; Hymenoptera; Formicidae.
AUGUUUCUGGCGAAGAUCGUAGAAAAUGGUUGGCCAAUCAGACAACGGCGGGGCUCCAAGACGCGCGCCGUGCAUCAGUGUGUCAAGUGCGGCGCCUGCUUCCGGCACACGCGUAAGCUCGUGGAACACCUGAAGAAUCUGCACAACAUCGAGCGCGCCUUCAGCUGCGACGAGUGCGACCAGACGUUCCGCAGCCCGAUGAACAUAGCCCGCCACAAGCUGAUCCACACCGGGCUGAAGGUGUUCGUCUGCGAGCUCUGUGACUACAGCACUAACCAGAAGUCCAACCUGGAAUGCCAUCGCCGCCGGCACGCGCAGGACUACAGCUUCAAGUGCGAGACUUGCGAGCGUAGCUUCUACCAUCGGACCGAGUACCUGGAGCACCGGAACGCCCACACCCGGAAGAACCUCUACCGCUGCGAGCACUGUCACAAGAGUUACCUCUACAAGAAGAACCUGUCGGUGCACCUGGUGACACAGCACGCGGCCGCCAAUCGGUCGACCGGCCCGAAGAGCAACGCGCGUGCGAGGCACGCCUGCAAGCUCUGCCCGGAGAGGUUCGUCUACAAGAGAUUGUUGAGGCAGCACAUGAAGAGUCAGCAUGGGCUCUCGAGCCCGCCUACUAAGCACCUGUGCGAUCUGUGUGGCGCCGAGCUGUCCUCCCGGCGACGACUGACUGUGCACAAGCGCGCCCAUACCGGCGAGAAAGUCUUCGAGUGCGACACGUGUGAUAAAAAAUUCGCCAGCAAGGAGAACCUGAUGCGGCAAAAGCUUCACGCAGAGGACGUCGUUGGUGUUGCACCUGCGCUUCCACUCGGGCGAGAGGCCGUAUCGGUGCCCCGAAUGCGGUUCGAGAGUAUCGCGAAGACCUGCGAGAUGUGCCAGGAGAAGUUCUACUUCGUCUCCAGGCUGGUCGCGCAUCUGCGGACCGCGCAUGGCAUUGACCGGCCCUUCAGCUGUGCCAUUUGCGGCAAGAGUUACCCCCAGCAGUUCAUGCUGAACGCCCACGUGAAGAAGUCGCACACGCCGAAGACGGUGCCGUGCGGCGAGUGCAGUUUCAUGGGCGUGAGCGCGAUCGACGUCGAGAGGCAUCUGAAGCGAGCCCACCGCGCCUUGAAAUUCACCUGCGAGAUCUGCAGCGAGAACUUCGACGACAAGGACGCUCUGGUCGCGCAUACGACGAUGCACAACUUCACGCAGUAUCAACGCUGUAGCGCGUGCGACAGUGUCUUCGACGAUGUGUGCAGAUUGAAGGAACACAAUCGUCUGCAUCACUAUGACCCGGCGACGGCGGGCGACAAGACGAAGAGGGGUUCCGCCGGCAAGAACGCCACCGAGCUCAAGUGCGACGCUUGCGGCGAGGUGUUCAAGUACAAGUCGAUGCUGAAGCAGCACCAGGCGAAGGCGCACGGCGAUCCGCUCCGCAGCGAGAGACGCAGUAACUGCCCUUCGGAUCCUUUGUAUAUCCCGGAUUCCAAAAAUUCUGGUGGCUCAGUUCUGCAAGUAUCGAUUUCCAAUGGUAAUAAUGCCUUGGUUAAGGAUUAUCCGGAAGCCCAAGAUGUCACAGCGGGAAAAAUCGGCAGAAAGAAAGCGAAGAGGAUCUUGGAGUGUCCCAUUUGCAGCAAACGUUUUAAUUUGAAACACCACGUGAAAAGGCACAUGAGUACACGUCAUCGUGUGAAUCAUUGCAAACAAUGCGACAAGAAGUUCCGCCUCGAGGAAGACUUGAGGCGCCACCAGAUAUUGUAUCAUAAACUUACCGAAUAUUCCUGCAACAUAUGUCCGUUCGUGACUAUGCACAAGGGCUUCUAUACGCGGCAUUUAAGGAAAUCACACAAGGAGGUGCAGAUGCCAGUCUGUAAAUUAAGUAAAUAUGCCUGCAAAACUCAGGCCGAGUUGAGAGCCCACAUGAAAACAGUUCACAAGGAAUGGUUCCUUCUGCUCUAUCUGUUCUGCGGCGUUUGCAUACCAGCAGAGUCUAACGCGACACUUGCGAAGUAUACACAUCCCAUAUUGUAACACGCUUGUGGAUGAUGUGCACCCUCCAGAUUCCAAUAAUUCUGGUGACUCAGAUCCAAAAGUAUCGACUUCCAAUAAUAGUAAUCCCU